Eriocheir sinensis (Chinese mitten crab) is the source of this 1951-nucleotide messenger RNA. RefSeq names its product DNA-(apurinic or apyrimidinic site) endonuclease 2-like. The coding region runs from base 91 to 1854 and encodes 587 amino acids. NCBI's taxonomy places the organism in Eukaryota, Metazoa, Arthropoda, Malacostraca, Decapoda, Varunidae. Gene Ontology annotation, molecular function: zinc ion binding; phosphoric diester hydrolase activity; DNA-(apurinic or apyrimidinic site) endonuclease activity. The transcript has 6 exons. The record is from RefSeq and is a predicted model, not a curated record. Gene Ontology annotation, biological process: base-excision repair. Gene Ontology annotation, cellular component: nucleus.
UCAUUGUCUGUAUUCUAUUAAUUCAUUUUCAGAGGAGAAGGGCAGGAUACCAUCACUGCCGCUGCUGCUGCCACUACCCUUGUAAAAAUCAUGUCACUGAAAAUACUGAGUUGGAACAUCAAUGGCCUACGUUCAGUAAAACCUAAUUUGAAAGAAUUUUUAACAAGCUUGGAUGCUGACAUAAUAUGUUUGCAAGAGACAAAGGUUACUCGGGACAUGCUAGAAGAAUCCCAGGCCAUUAUCGAAGGUUAUUCCUCAUACUUCAGCUUCUCAAGGAAAAAAAGUGGGUAUUCAGGGGUGGCAACUUACUGCUCCCAGCGAGCCACACCCUUCGCAGCACAGGAAGGGCUUUCAGGUCUGUUCCCAGGUGAACUGAGUGAUGGCAGUGGAACACAAGUGGCCCUGCCAGGCACAUGGAAAGAGGAAGAGCUAAAAGACCUGGACAGUGAGGGCCGGGCAGUCAUAACGCAGCACAGGUUCAAGGAGGAGACUGGCAAGGAGAGGGAAGUGACUGUCAUCAACGUUUACUGUCCUCGUGUUGACCCUGAAAAGCCUGAACGACGGGGAUUCAAGCUGCGUUAUUAUGAGCUGAUGCGACAGAGAGCUGCUGCAGUUUUCGCCGCAGACUCUCAUGUGGUCAUUCUGGGUGACAUCAACUGUUCCCACAAGAGAAUUGACCAUUGUGACCCAGAUAAGAGUGAGGCCUUUGAGAAUAGACUUGAAAGAAGAUACCUUGACAACUUCCUUAUACCUCUCUACACCAGUGAUUGCAGAGAGAAGUCACUGCAUGAUGCAAAUUCACUGGAUAGUUGCAAAGAAGAAAACAACAUCAUGAAGAGGAAUACAUCAGAGACAAACCAGGAAAUAUCUGAAAUGGAGCCAGAGGAAGAACAAGCUGAUGACCACUUGCUGUCAUCCCAAACAACAUUCCAGAUGGUGGACACAUUCCGUUACUUUUAUCCCCAGAAGGAGGAAGCCUUCACUUGCUGGAAUGUUUCCACCAACAGCAGAUCAACCAAUUAUGGAACUCGACUAGAUUACAUAUUCUGUGAUGAAGGACUCUUACCACACAUUAAGGACAGCUUGGUUUUACAGGACAUCAUGGGGAGUGACCACUGCCCUGUAGUUGCUGAGGUCAAAGGAACACUCAUUCCCUCCACUCAGCUGCCUUCCUGUUGCACUAAGUUCUUUCCAGAAUUUCGAGGAGAGCAGCAAAAAUUAUCUUCAUAUUUCAAACCAAAAUGUGCCUCUGAUGAAAGUAGGAAGAUGUCAUUGCAUAAAUCUUCACACCCCUCUGAAAUGAGAAGUAUGCCUGCUGAUUUAUUAAAUACUUCUAAGAGAAAAAUUGAAAAUGGCAUAACAAAGUCAAAGGAUAAAAAGCAGUGCAAAGAGAAGCAGAAAAGCAUCAGUUCAUUUUUUACUGUGAAAGUCAAUGACCAGAAUCAAUCAGGGAAGUUAACAGACUCUCAGGAGUCAAACUGUGAAAGCAAAAACUUAGAAGAGUUUAGAUCUACAUCUGACUCUCUUGACAAUGACCAUUCUAGCGAUUCUGCUUCUCAGUCCAGUGGAAGCUCCCAGGAUAACUCAUGUCCUCAGCUCACUCAGAAGAGCAAGGAUAGCAAAAUAGAAGGUUCAAUAAAAUCAAGUCAGACUAAAAACCAAGGCUGGGGCUUCCUCAUGAAAGGACCCAAACCACUACCUCUCUGCCCAGGCCACAAGGAACCAUGUGUUCUUCAGACUGUCAAGAAAAAAGGACCCAAUAUCAAUCGACAGUUCUAUGCAUGUGCACGGGGUGUGGGCAAAGAGGGAGAUCCCAAUGCCAGGUGUAACUUUUUCAAGUGGGCUUCCAAGUAAUCCUAGACUUAAAUAGCUAGAGCUGGGAUUGAAUAAGUAAAAUAUCGAUGAUAAGUUUUAUUUUAAUGUAUAUUUUUAAUAAAUCUAAUAUCAAUAA